AUGUCGCUAGAUCUUACCGCAUUAGUGCCGGGUGCUCCUGCCAAUGUACGUUUAUUUAAGUGCCAAACACGAGCCUAUCCACCCAUCCCGAUAUUCUCAAUCAUGUCGACUUUCGGCACAGCUUUCCGUGUGCACACUUACGGUGAAUCGCACUGUCCCAGCGUGGGAUGCAUCGUCGACGGCUGCCCGCCGGGCAUGGCUCUCACCGAAGCCGAUAUCCAACCCCAAAUGACGCGCAGACGUCCUGGGCAGUCAGCGAUCACGACGCCUCGGAAUGAGAAGGACAAAGUUACAAUUCAUUCAGGAACGGAGAAUGGCAUCACUUUGGGUACACCCAUCGCUAUGCAAGUCCCGAACGAGAAUCAGAGAAAGCAGGACUAUGGGAACCAGACCAUGGAUCUCUACCCCCGACCCAGCCAUGCGGAUUUGACCUACCUGGAUAAAUACGGCGUCAAGGCAAGCUCAGGUGGUGGCAGGAGCAGUGCCCGUGAGACGAUUGGUCGAGUGGCUGCCGGUACUAUCGCAGAGAAAUAUCUUCGAGAGGCGUACGGUAUCGAGAUCGUAGCAUUCACCUCGGCCGUAGGCAACGAGUUCCUUUUCCCGCCCUCCCCAGAACACCCAGCUCCCAUGAUGAACCCCGAAUUCCUCAAGCUUAUUGGCAGCAUAUCGCGCGAAAAAGUGGACGAGUUCCUGCCCGUACGAUGCCCAGACGAGGCCGUGAGUAAGCGCAUGGAGGACCUCAUCGCCUCUUACAAGGAUAAGCAAGACAGCAUUGGCGGCCUUGUGACGUGCGUGAUUAGAAAUGUUCCCACGGGCCUAGGGGAGCCUUGCUUCGAUAAAAUCGAGGCGAAGCUCGCGCAUGCCAUGAUGAGCAUUCCCGCUACCAAAGGGUUUGAGAUCGGCAGUGGUUUCGGCGGAACCCAGGUCCCUGGCUCCAUUCACAACGAUCCUUAUAUCAAAGCACCCGCCACACCCGCUGGAACAACACCUUCGGGACAUCCAUCGAGGAAGACACCCGUACUGACAACGAAGACUAACAACGCUGGAGGUAUUCAAGGAGGCAUCACGAAUGGUGCUCCUAUCUACUUCACGACCGCCUUCAAGGCACCAGCGACGAUUGGACAGGCCCAGUCGACGGCGACUUACGGCGCAGACGAGGGUGUACUCGAGGCCAAGGGCAGGCACGAUCCCUGCGUGGUUCCCAGGGCGAUCCCGAUCGUGGAAGCGAUGGCAGCGUUGGUAGUAAUGGAUGCACUCUUGAUUCAAUCAGGGAGGGCAGCGGCCAAGAGCCUCCUGCCACGCCUGGAUGGAGUCGUGCCGACCAAUGGCAGUGCAGAAGCAUUGUGA
Messenger RNA from Periconia digitata, 1347 nucleotides. The record is from the annotation of a GenBank genome assembly. NCBI's taxonomy places the organism in Eukaryota, Fungi, Ascomycota, Dothideomycetes, Pleosporales, Periconiaceae.